AUGUCAAGGUUGGACCUUGAUGUUGAGCGUGCUGUUCGUAAGGCAUGUUCGUAUGAAGAAACUGCUCCCAAACGUAAACAUGUUCGUGCUUGUAUCGUUUAUACGUGGGAUCAGAAAUCUUCUAGAGCUAUAUUUAAUGCUUUCAAAGUUCAACCUUUGGCCCAAGACGAUAUUUCUUUGUUUAAGGCUUUGAUCACAAUUCACAAGAUCUUACAAGAAGGACAUCCUUCAGCUAUUGUGGAAGGUAUCAAAAAUCGGGAUUGGAUCGAAAGCUUAGGACGUAUUUAUGAUGAUCGGGGUGGUAAUGUGUACGGACGAUUGAUAAAUGAGUACGUUGGGUUUUUGUUGGAAAAAUUGAAUUUCCACAGACUUCAUGCUGGUUUUAAUGGUACAUUCGAGUAUGAAGAGUAUAUGUCUCUUGUUACUACUUCAAAUCCUGAUGAAGGCUAUGAAUCAAUUCUCGACAUGAUGGAUCUUCAGGAUAGACUUGAUAGGUUUGGAAGAAUUGUAUUUUCUAGUAUCUCCAGCGGAAGAAGAAAUGAAUGUCGGAUAUCGGCUUUGGUUCCGUUGGUAUCGGAAUCAUAUGGAAUAUACAAAUUCAUAAUGUCGAUGAUCAGGGCAAUGCAUAGUCAAACCGGAGAGGAUGGAGCCCUUGAACCUCUUUACAGUCGAUUUUGUGAAGAACACGCUCGAUUGUUUGAAUUUUACGCGGAUUGUUCAGCUAUAAAGUACCUGACUGGAUUGAUUAGAAUACCUAAACUUCCCAGUACGCCGCCCUCUAUUCAGGGAAAUGACGAAGAUGUUAAGAUAAGUCGACCUUCUACGAGAUUAUCCAAUGUUGGUAGUGAAAGCAGUGCUCACAGUUCGAAAGUGAAUUUGAGCGUGGGGAGAUCAGCCAGUCAGCUUGGACCAUACAACACUGGUGGUAACGGCGUGGCACCAGGCUCUCACUUUUCAAGGUCGAAUAGUUCAGUGUAUGUUGAUAAUAAGGGCGUUCAGGGCCAAUUGCUGGCUGAAAGAGAGAAGAUGGCCGAUCUAAGACGGCAACAAGAACUUAUUGAACUGCAACAACAGAAACAACAAAGAGAAGCAGAAGAACAAAGACUGGCCUUGGAACAAGAAUCCCAGAGACAGCACUUAUUGCAGGAACAACAGUAUCAAUUGGAAGCGGAACGGCAGCAACAAAUUGCUCUUCAGCAACAAGAGCAGGCUAUAUUUGAACAGCGGAUGAGGGAAGAACAACAGGCACAAUAUGAAAGAGUUGCUCAGAACGCCCAAUGGCAAAAUGAUCUUAAUGCGUUGAGAGAUCAACAUGACAGAGACCAAGUAAUGUUGCAACAGUACGAUGGAAGAGUAGCCGCAUUGGAAAAAGAAUUGGAGAGUUUAAAUAUGAAUGUGGAAAGUCAGUACCGAAACCAUGAAGAACAGUUAAGGACAUCAGAAGAAUGGAAGGAAAAAUAUGAAGGUUUGGCCAGUCUUUAUUCUCAAUUAAGACAAGAGCACUUGGCGGUUUUGAAGAAGCUAAAAAAGUCGCAACAGAUAGAGAGCAGUGCUAGGGAAGCCGUAGCCAGAUAUGAAGCUGCAGACACUGUAGGGAUGAGCGUGACUAGAGUAGAAACAGUAAGUGGUAUGCUUCUGAUGGCUGCUGCAAACAGCGUAAAGCUUUCACUUUCGGAUGCUGCAACCAAUUUGGCAAAUGAUUUCAAUAACCUCGUACUAGGAGGGGAACUGCAGCCGUUUACAAAUAGUUUGAUGGCUUUUGUCAGAGCUUCGGGGAGUAACGAUUUUUUGUUGGCUCUGAAAAACAUGAAGGGCGAUCCGGAGGAGGUGGUGGAGAAAGUGAUAGAAUUGAAUGUGGCUUAUCAAUCACAGCUCUAG
This is a messenger RNA of Lachancea sp. 'fantastica', 1878 nucleotides long. The record is from the annotation of a GenBank genome assembly. NCBI's taxonomy places the organism in Eukaryota, Fungi, Ascomycota, Saccharomycetes, Saccharomycetales, Saccharomycetaceae.